Molecule: messenger RNA, 1832 nt
Organism: Ylistrum balloti
Lineage: Eukaryota; Metazoa; Mollusca; Bivalvia; Pectinida; Pectinidae
Product: ran-specific GTPase-activating protein-like
Exons: 6
Coding region: 94-816 (240 amino acids)
Biological process (GO): nucleocytoplasmic transport
Cellular component (GO): nuclear pore; cytoplasm
Molecular function (GO): GTPase activator activity
Source: RefSeq, a predicted model, not a curated record
GACUAAGGUAACUUGGAAGUAGAAAAUCAGCGGGAACGAGCUACGUAUGGACGAGUCGUAAACAACAAAUUUAAUCCACAAUCAUCUUGUAAUAUGGCUGAUUCCAAGGAGGAGCAUGAUGAAGUGGAGAGUCCAGAAAUUCACUUUGAACCACUGGUACAGCUGGAGAAAGUAGAGGUUAAAUCUAUGGAAGAGGAUGAAGAUGAAAUAUUUAAAAUUCGAGCCAAACUGUUUCGAUUUGAUAGCACAGUGGAACCCCCAGAGUGGAAAGAACGAGGAACAGGAGAUGUCAAGUUUCUCAAACACCGAGAAACUGGUCUUGUACGAAUAUUGAUGAGACGAGACAAAACUCUCAAAGUGUGUGCCAACCAUUAUUUGUCUCCACACAUGCAGUUAAAGCCGAACUGUGGGAGUGAUCGGGCAUGGGUUUGGAGUACCCCUUGUGACUAUGCAGAUGAGGAACCAAAACCAGAGUUAUUGGCAAUACGAUUAGCAAAUGCAGAAAAUGCUCAGAAAUUUAAGUCCAGUUUUGAGGAAAGUCAGGCUAUAAAUGAAAAAAUUGGAAAAUCAAAUGCUGCACCAGAGAGUGAACAGAAGAAAUCCACUUCAAGUGACCAGAAAGAAUCGGCUUCAAAUGACAAACCAGAAAGUAAAGACAGUGAAACUGACUCUGUGGCUGAAAAACUUGGAGAAUUGAGUGUAAAAUCAGAGAAAGUAUCUGAAGACAAUGCAAAACCUGAAUGUGAUCAAACUAGUAGUAACUGUGUUGAAAAACCACAAGAGACGGUGACUAAUGAAAAGGAGGCAGAGUCUUAGCGUUCUGGAUCUGUCAAAAGUGACCAAAGCAUUGGCUUUAGAAUUUCGUUUCGCCAAAUUUCUCAUGAUGUGAAUAAUUGGCAUCAAAAGUUUUGGUAUAAAGGAUGCACAGUUGCACAUAUACCUAAACUGUCGCAGAAACAUCAAACGGCAAAGAGGAAAUGGCAUUUGGAUAUGUAUCCCAAUGGUGUCCAUCCCUCAAUUAUAAUUGAAGUAAAUGUUUCAAGUUGUCGUAACAUUAAUUUAUUUUAAUGCUUUGAAUGUUUCUGUACUAAUUCACAUGGGAAAUGUGCACCAAAUGCACAUGUUGGUGUGAGAUUGUUAACAGGAAAUGAAUAAACUGGUGCAAUGGUCUGGUUACACCAGUAUAAAAUUCGAAAGUUGUACAUCUUUUUUAAUUUCCUGAAAUUCUUAAAUCAACUUGAAAGGAAGAAACUUGCAGUGUUUUUUAAGGGGAAACUGAUGACAUUUUGUAGGCAUGCAUUGUGAUUUGUAGCGAGUGUCCAUUGUAUUGGGCAAAUACAUUAUUUAAAAAGGAAUGCUUGAAAAGUAGUGAAAAUAAUCAAGUUGUGAAUUCUGAAGAAAGAUGCAAAAUCAUUUAAGCCUUUCUUCACAACUGGUAGAAAAUUUUAUUUAUCUGCCUAAGUUUUAAAACUUCUGCCAUCUGAUCUAUAGGACUGUUGAGAUCACUCAUUCAACACGUAAAUCGGUAACAUUAUUCUGUAUUUCAGGCAACUUACAUGCAAUAUGUAAAUAACAUCAGUGAUGCAUGUAUUUUUUUUAGCAGAUAAACGUUUUGAACCCUCCUAUAUAGCACUGAUGAUUUGAAAAGUCAUUGGAAGAGAUGGCUUUUGUAUUGCCUUGGAUGGCACUGAUCAUGUUAAAAGUCCUGCUUAUCAUGAUGAAGCAGAGACCAGAGUACAACCGUUUUUGUAGGGUGUUUUGUAUGAAGUCUUUCAAAUCAAGGUUGAAGCAUUACAUUGUAUAUUGAAAGAACGUAAAAUAUGAAUUACUAA